Molecule: messenger RNA, 1780 nt
Organism: [Torrubiella] hemipterigena
Lineage: Eukaryota; Fungi; Ascomycota; Sordariomycetes; Hypocreales; Clavicipitaceae
Source: the annotation of a GenBank genome assembly
GGCGGCAGCAGAGUAUAUCUCCUCACCAUCCCCUCUCUUCAAGCGGCUCUGCUUGCAACUAAACGGGCGUACAUCACACGCUACGAGAUUUAACUUGACUACGCUAGACUCACUUAGCAAAACGGUGCCCAACCACUCCACCCCCACAAUGAAGGACGAUCCCCCCAAGACGCACGACGAUGUACCUUUGGAAGACCGCGCGGGGUCGAUUGAGCGAGGCAGCAUGAGCAAAGCUGUCAAGAUACGCGAUGGCGAUAAAGCGCUCGAGGCGUUUGCGUCGCACACAGAGGACAUUACCAUCACGCCUGAAGCCGAAAAGAAGCUUCUGCGGAAAAUCGACAUGAAUUUGAUGCCUAUUCUGUGCAUCGUCUACGCUCUCAACUUUCUAGACAAGACAUCGCUCUCGUACGCCAGCAUCAUGGGCCUCCAGGAGGACCUGCACCUCAAGGGCACUAAUUACCAGUGGCUCGGAUCCAUGUUCUACGUGGGCUACCUUGUCUGGGAAUACCCGACCAGUUAUCUGCUGCAGAGACUGCCGCUAGCCAAGUGGUCCUCAUUCAACAUCAUCAUGUGGGGAGCCGUGCUGUGCUUCAUGGCGCCAACCAAGAAUUUUGGCGGCGGAUUAGCGGUACGCUUCUUCCUGGGCGUCUUUGAGGCCGCCGUGUCGCCUGGCUUUGCGCUCUUCACGUCGCAGUGGUAUACCCGCGAAGAGCAGAGCGCCCGCACUGCCAUCUGGUUCAGUUUUAAUGGUGUCGCCCAAAUUGUCGGUGCACUAAUUGCGUACGGCAUUGCCAUUAACCACCCGAAGCGAGAGGGCGAAACUUUGGCGUCUUGGCAGAUCCUGUUUAUCGCGGUAGGGCUCAUCACGGUGCUUGUGGGCGUCGUGUUUCUAUACUUGAUGCCUGAUAAUCAGCUCAACGCGCGGUUUUUGACCAAGGAGGAGCGGUUGAUGGCCGUGGAGAGAAUUCGCAAGAACCAGCAAGGUAUUGGAAACAGCCAUUUCAAAAAGCACCAGUUUGUGGAGGCCGUGACGGAUCCUAUGACGUGGGCAUUUGUGGUCUUUGCGUUGCUUGUGAAUAUUCCCAACGGUGGCAUCACCAAUUUCUUUUCUCAGCUGAUUGUGGAUUUCGGAUACACGCCACAACAGUCACUGCUGUAUGGUACGCCAGGCGGCGCUGUAGAAAUCGUUGCACUUGUGCUGUCCGGCUACUUGGGUCCUCGUUUGAAGAACCGCAUCUUUGUUAGUAUCCCAGGAUUGGCAGUGGCUAUGCUUGGUAUGCUUCUUAUUAUCGCGCUGCCGCUGUCCAUGCCGGUGGGGAGAUUGAUCGGGUACUAUCUGACACAGGCGUUCCCAACUGGCUUUGUCGCCCUUCUCUCAAUGCUUUCGAGCAAUGUGGCUGGAUACACAAAGAAAACCACGGUCGGAGCAAUGUACUUUAUUGCAUACUGCGUGGGAAACUUGGUUGGUCCUCAGAUCUUCGUGCCCUCGACCAAGCCGCGAUACAUCCCUGCAGAGGCUACCAUUUUGGCUUGCUGGGGAUUAUGUAUUCUCGAUCUAGUAUUUAUUCGAUGGUACUAUAAGAGAGAGAAUACGCGCAAGAGAGAGCAGCGUGUUCGUGAUGGGUUUGUGGCUCAGGAUGGUCAGGAGUUUAUGGAUCUUACGGAUCGGGAGAACCCGGCCUUUGAGUAUAGUUUGUAAUGUAAUCAGUUUAUCUUAUUUUGCAUUUGAAUGACGGUUGUUUUUAUCCGCAGUUUAUUCUGGAUUUAUUUGUAUUGACUG